Culex quinquefasciatus (southern house mosquito) is the source of this 1056-nucleotide messenger RNA. RefSeq names its product skin secretory protein xP2-like. The record is from RefSeq and is a predicted model, not a curated record. The transcript has 2 exons. Bases 196 to 912 code for a protein of 238 amino acids. Lineage: Eukaryota; Metazoa; Arthropoda; Insecta; Diptera; Culicidae.
UUUCGCUGGAAGAUCGCACGUGUUUCCAAAAAUCUACCUAAAAGUUCUCCAAGGUGAGAACUUCCAUUUCUUCGGCACCGGUCCGAUUCGCGGUUGGCUGCGUGAGUUUUCCAUAUAUAAGGAUACUGACGCCUCUUCAAGGCACAGUCCGCUCAUCUUCCUCGUCGUGAAACGUUUAGCCUUAAUCGUAUCAAAAUGUUCAAGUUCGUGUGCUUGGUUGUCCUGGUGGCUUCGGUAUCCGCCGAGCCUACUUUCCACAAGCUGAAGAAGCUGAAGCUUCUUAAGGCGGCUGCUCUUCUUGGAGGAGGCCACGGACUCGGACACGGUUUCGGUGGCUUUGUACCUCAAGUCGGAAUUGAACCGAUCUACCCGGAACCGAUUGGACCUCCUCCACCAGCGCCAGUUUACUACUCGCAGCCCGCUCAGCCAACUUAUUACGCCGCUGCCCAACCUGCUGCUCCAGCUCCUCAACCGAUCGUCUACCAAGCUGCUCCGGCUCCGGCUCCAGCUCCAGUGACUUACACCUUUGCCGCUGCCCCCGCUCCCGCUCCGGCUCCGGUGACCUACUCCUUUGCCUCUGCCGCUGCUUCUGCCCCUGCCCCGGCCCCAGUGAGCUACCACGUGUCGGCUCCUGCUCCGGAACCAAUCCACUUCCACUCUGCCCCAGCUGCCGAGCCCAUCAGCUACAGCUUUUCUGCCCCGUCUGCUCCGGCUCCGGAGCCAAUCCACUACUCGGUGUCCGCCCCCGCUGCUGAACAUAUCAGCUACCAGGCUGCUGCUCCAGCUCCGGCUCCAGUCACCUACCAGCUCGUGGCCGCUCCCCAGCAGGUUGCUUAUGCCGCUCCGGCGCCAGCCCCGUACCACCCCAAGCCCAUCGGAUUUGAAAUCACCAAGCGUAUCGUCAAGCUGUAAAAAGCAGUGCUGCCAAAGUACCUUAGAACCAGCUAACUCUGCUGCACAAGCCAUCUUUAAGCAAUAGAACAAAUUUUACCAAAACUGUAGAUUUUACGUACCAGAUGAGAGCUGAACGAAUAAACGAUAUUUAGUGAAAGUAAG